UAAUCACAGACUCAGCAGCCCGCAGAGAAGCGCGCGGGGGGAUAUACAGGAGCGCGAGCUCAGUCUGGAACAGACUUUUUAGUUAAAAACACACACUAAAGUGGUGUUUGAUACGUGUGGAGUGAUAGAGCUAAACAAACAAAACAUAACAAAGAUUUAGACACCAGUGUGGAGUGUGUGUGAGACAGAGAGAGACCAGAAGAGAGACGGUGCAGCACCUGAGACCUGUUGCCGUGAAGCGGACCUUCAGUGAGGACCCACACCGCGGUCAGCGGAUUUAACUCCAGCCUUCGUGCACACACUGGAUUAUUUCACCUGUCAUGAGGAACCAAGAGGAAAUCCAAACGGAAGUUGUCUCCUAAAAUACCUCUUAAACCUAUUAAAGUAAAAAAUGAACUUUUAACUCUUUACAGCACGCAUGGUGAAUGAUUUACUCGGAGUGUGUGGAUGUGCUGCUUUUCCGGAUAAUGGUGUGUGUGAGUGGUCCUCGCGCACUUGGAGCGCAGUGCACUCUGGGUCUGGAAUGAAACUGAGCUCUGAUUUACGACGGCUGUGGACUGUGGAUAUGCUGCUGGAGCAAUUACGGUUUCCUUCAGGGAUUUCUUCUUUCCGAAGGGUAGCAAUAAAUUAGAAGCAGGGUCCCGAGCUGAGAAAACAUUCAGAGUAACGUUUGAAAUUCCACCUUUUUCCACCUCUAAUAUUUGUUUCUAAAGUCCGGGACAUUGGACCAUGGGAAAGCCUCGUGCAUCUGCUGCCGUGGUGUUUCGGCUGCUUGCUUUGCUUGUCUCACAGCUUCCACAUCUGGCUCUCACCGCCUCCAAGGACAUAGUGUGUGAGUCCAUCACGGUGCCCAUGUGCAAAGGCAUUGGCUAUAAUCUCACCUACAUGCCCAACCAAUUCAAUCAUGACACCCAGGAGGAGGUGGGAUUAGAGGUGCAUCAGUUUUGGCCUCUGGUUCGGAUACGUUGCUCUCCGGAUUUGCUGUUUUUCCUCUGCAGCAUGUACACCCCCAUCUGUCUCCCAGACUACAAAAAGCCUCUGCCGCCAUGCCGUUCUGUCUGCGAGAGGGCCAAGAAGGGCUGCUCUCCUCUCAUGAUCCAGUACGGUUUCGAGUGGCCCGAGCGUAUGAGCUGCGAGCGGCUCCCUGUGCUGGGUGACCCGGACCGGUUGUGCAUGGAUCAGAACAACAGCGAGACCACUACUCUGUCUCCCUCGUUUCCCAAGCCUACCCCCAAGGGCUCGAACAGGCACCGAUCCACAGCUAAAUCCGGCACCCCUCAGAAGUGUGACCGUGAGUGCCGCUGCCGCGAGCCUUUGGUCCCUAUCAAGAAAGAGGCCCAUCCGUUAUACAACCACGUGCACACGGGCUCACUGCCCAACUGUGCUCUUCCUUGCCACCAGCCCUAUUUUUCACAGGACGAGCGUGCUUUUACAACCUUCUGGAUCGGUUUGUGGUCUGUACUGUGCUUCAUCUCCACCCUCACCACUGUGGCCACGUUCCUUAUCGACAUGGAGCGCUUUAAGUACCCUGAGCGGCCAAUCAUUUUCCUGGCUGCCUGCUACCUCUUUGUGUCACUAGGCUACAUCGUGCGUUUGCUGGCGGGCCAUGAGCGGGUGGCGUGCGGUGGCUCUGGUGACCAGCAGCAUGUCCUGUAUGACACCACAGGCCCAGCCCUGUGCACGCUGGUCUUCCUGCUCGUCUACUUCUUUGGCAUGGCCAGCUCCAUCUGGUGGGUGGUGCUGUCGUUCACCUGGUUCUUGGCUGCGGGAAUGAAGUGGGGAAAUGAAGCCAUUGCUGGCUACUCGCAGUACUUUCAUCUGGCAGCGUGGCUUGUGCCCAGCGUGAAGUCUAUUGCUGUCCUGGCCCUCAGCUCUGUAGAUGGAGACCCUGUCGCUGGAAUCUGCUACGUGGGCAACCAGAGUCUGGAGAGCUUGCGAGGCUUUGUGCUAGCACCGCUAGUAGUCUACCUCUUCUCCGGGGCACUCUUCCUGCUGGCCGGUUUCGUGUCACUCUUUCGCAUCCGUAGCGUCAUCAAGCAGGGAGGCACCAAGACAGACAAACUGGAGAAGCUGAUGAUUCGCAUCGGCCUCUUCACUGUGCUCUACACUGUGCCAGCUACCAUCGUGGUGGCCUGCUUAGUCUAUGAGCAGCACUACCGGCCUGGCUGGGAGCAGGCGCUGGCCUGUACCUGUCCCACUGAACGCCAGCAGCUCGGUCUGGGGCCUGAGUAUGCAGUCUUCAUGCUUAAAUACUUCAUGUGCUUGGUGGUGGGCAUCACCUCUGGCGUGUGGAUCUGGUCAGGAAAGACAGUGGAGUCGUGGCGGAGGUUUGCAGCGCGCUGCUUCCCGUGCAGGGCCAGAAAGCCGCCUGCCUCGGCUUCCUCUAUGUACAGUGAAGCUAGCACAGCACUAACCGCUCGAGCCGGGUCAGCGCCGCCCGGAUCCUACCACAAAUCAGCUCCACCAUCACACGUCUGAGCAGUGAGACGGGUCCAGCCGGACUUAACAUGAAGGAUCUUAACAAACUGCCGACUCGUCCCUUAAGUAGCCGAGUGCUUUAGUUCUGUGUGUGUGGAUAAAAUACGAUCGAACGGAAUUUAGACUUCUGAAUGGAAAAGAGGAAGAAAAACAAUAAAGGAAUUAACUGGAGAAUGAACUCCUGGCUCACACAAUGCUGGGAAAAAAAAUCACAGGAGCUACAAGACUCACUCUGUCCUUAACGAUUCGUGGGCAUGUUAUUUAUUUGUGUAUGUAAAUAUUUGUUCUUUUCACAUCAUGUACAGGGCAUGCCCCAGCUGUGUGUGUGUUUGUGCUUUUAUAACAAAAACCAGAGGUGGAAUAUUUUCCCGAUACACCGAGAUCGAAAUUCCACAAGCAGUGUGUUUUUGCUGGUAAACGAUAAGGUGCUGUGGUGAGUUUGUUUAGAACCACACAAAACCUCCUGUAUAUAAUUGUGAAAAGAAUUGUGACCUGAUGGGAAAACAGUGGAAAAUGAAAAAGUCUUUUAUUUUAGACGGAGGCUGCAGGUAUCUGGUGCAGGUUUACUGACGUUUUAGCCUGUGUGUAUGCACAUGUUCCGCUCCGAGCUGAAAGAUGAAUUUGGUAUACACUGAAAUUACGUCUAAAACAUUCCGGAAAAUUCUGUGAACAGAUAAAACGCAUCGAUUCUGAAGUAGGAGUUGAACCCAAAAACUGUCUGGAAAUCAUGAGACGCUGAUAGGCUUGACAUGACUAAGCUUGACUCCCACCUAGUGGUCAUUUAUGGGUACUGUCAUGUCAAUAAAAAUGUGUUCAGUUAAACUGGAGUCCAAACCUCAUCCCUGAUUUUAUUUAAACCCCUUAAUCACAUGCACAUCAGUUUACAGUUUACAUCCGUCUGAUAGAUUUGUCUUAGUAGUUAGGGAUUUCAGGCUUUUUGGUCAGUUGUCCUGUCUGAGCCUAUCCUGUGUGAAGCUGUAAUACUUCAGGAUGCUGUGUGUGUGUGUGUGUGUACGUGUGUGAUAUGAAGCGGUUGUAGAUCUGUCUAAACGUUUGUUCUUAUAAAGCACAUAAAAGUGGAACUGUUUUGGUCAUGAAUUAUAGGAUUCUUUUACUACACUACGCUUAAUUUAAUCGUCCAGGUCUUUUGCAUCCUGCUGCUUUUAACAUCAUCCUGACCACACCAGUAACGUGAGUGUGAUUCCACAUUGCUUCAUGUUUCUGUACAAGUGUACAUAUGUGUGUUGCCCUGUGUGUAAAUCAUGUAAGGGGCAUUUCUUUUAACAGCCUGCUUGGCGGCUUUGUGUGAAUACUUUUUUUUUUUUUUCUUAAACAAAAUGUCGAUCGAUUGCUGAGAUUUUUAAAGAAGAUUUAGAUAUUUAUGAAAAACUGGAGUGUUUGUGUUUCAUUGGUUUCUCUUAUUUGUAGAGAAUAAAACUGGAGCAAUCUGUGAACAGAGGUU
This is a messenger RNA of Hemibagrus wyckioides, 3940 nucleotides long. RefSeq names its product frizzled class receptor 5 (gene fzd5). The transcript has 2 exons. Lineage: Eukaryota; Metazoa; Chordata; Actinopteri; Siluriformes; Bagridae. Gene Ontology annotation, biological process: canonical Wnt signaling pathway; non-canonical Wnt signaling pathway. Bases 730 to 2478 code for a protein of 582 amino acids. Gene Ontology annotation, cellular component: plasma membrane. Gene Ontology annotation, molecular function: Wnt receptor activity; Wnt-protein binding. The record is from RefSeq and is a predicted model, not a curated record.